Molecule: messenger RNA, 7151 nt
Organism: Salvia hispanica
Lineage: Eukaryota; Viridiplantae; Streptophyta; Magnoliopsida; Lamiales; Lamiaceae
Product: protein TIC236, chloroplastic-like
Biological process (GO): protein secretion
Cellular component (GO): plasma membrane
Source: RefSeq, a predicted model, not a curated record
GGCCAAAACCUAGAUGAGGAAUGAUCGAUUUCGUGUGAAUGAAAUCGACGUCAGAUUAUCACGAAAUCAAUCAUCUACAGCAGAGGAAGAGUACACAGCAACAUCAACAGCAAGUCAAUAAGCAAUGCAGCCACAAAACUUGUAUUAUUAACCACACAAACGCAUCUCAAUUUGUGAUGUUCCUUCUCCUUCUGUUUGGCGGCCGCCGCGUUCUAUUUCUUCUUCGUAGCAGAAGCCGCCUGCUUGAGCUGAUGAGUUUCGGAAUAUACUGAGGUAAUGAGUCUCGAACUUCGCAGCCCGUUUAUUGGGGUUCCGCUUAAUUGCACUACGUUUCAAGCAAGGAGCGGUAGAGAUUAUGCUUAUCUUAGGGGAGGAGCUGCACGAAAGCCCUCCAGAAAUGGUUUAUCGUGUAAAUGUGCCAAAAAAGUUGAUUUUGUAUUUUAUGGUAACAAAUUGAAGCAUUUUUGUGGGAGAAAUGCUGAGCUACUUUGGAAUAAGUUGGAAUUGCAGAGUGGUCGAGUGAUCAGUUCCGUUAGGGAGCCAAUUGUGAGGAAUGAGAGACUUGUCAAAUUUGUGACUCCGCUAUGGGAAGAGGGUUUAUUUCUGUUCAGGUGCUCCGUCUUCUUUUCGGUGAUAUCUGGGGUGUGCUUAUUGGUUUGGUAUGGGCAGUCGAAAGCGAAAGUGUAUGUCGAGGCCAAUUUGCUGCCAUCGGUUUGUGCCCUGUUGAGUGAUCAUCUUCAGAGGGAGCUUGAUUUUGGUAAGGUUCGCAGAAUCUCGCCUUUAAGUAUUACUUUGGAAUCGUGCUCGAUUGGGCCUCACAGUGAAGAGUUCUCUUGUGGUGAGGUUCCCACUGUCAAGCUGCGUAUUCGUCCGUUUGCAAGCCUCAGAAGGGGGAAAAUAGUUAUUGAUGCUGUUUUGUCCAGUCCAAGUUUGUUGGUAGCACAGAAAAAGAACUAUACUUGGUUGGGAAUACCCUAUUUGGAAGGAGUACCACAGAGGCACUUGUCCGCUGAAGAAGGAAUUGAUCAUCGUACAAGAACAAGGAGACUUGCAAGGGAGGAAGCCAUGGUUCGCUGGGAAAGGGAAAGAGAUGAUGCAGCUAAAUCAUCUGCUGAGAAUGGUUAUAUCAUUUCGGAGUGUGAAUCUGUCCAACCCGAGGAUGACUCUUUCAAGGAGCAUAUGGCUCGACCAACAAGGACAAGGCUAGGGACUCUCGAUACUUUCCCUUAUACAGAUGAGAAAUUGCAGUGGAGAGACCAUCACUGUAUGGAUGCUGGUGUAGAGUAUGAUUUGAAGCAUGCUGAUUUAGAGAGAUCAUUUGGUGCAAAAGUUUCAAGCCUUGAAAACAGCAUGUGGUCCAGGAUAGUGCCUGGAUCUAUGAGGCAGAAAUUCAAGAGGAAGGCCAAUUGUAGGGAUUUAUCUAUGAGUAAUAUUGCUUCUAAAAGGCGACUCCUUGAAUGCAGUGCAUUUGCAGCUUGUUCAUUUUUCAAAGGAAAAUCACUGGGAAACUCAGGAAGCUGUGCUAAUGGAUCUGUAUGCUUUGAUUUUCCUAGGAUGGAUUCUUCCAUGAGAAGCAGUGAUGAUGCUGGUCCUUCUUAUUCUGCGGGGACCCAGUUCAAAGAAAAUCAGAGAGCUAUGGAUCAUGAUCUAAAGGUUGACCGUAGUGUUGGUGGUAAAAACGUUGAAGUUGUUGAAGAUUUACUGACAAACAAGGAUGUGUUCGAAGCGGACAACAAACUGAAGACUGAUUUUGUUUCUAGAGUAAUUUUAGAAAUUCCAUCUAGGAAUCAGAUGGAUAGAGCUCGAGAUCCAUUUCUCUUUACUUCGAAGAGACUUAGUAAAUUUACAAACUCUGGUGAUAAAUUUUCAACAGUAAAAAGUGUAAGAGGAAUAACAAACACCAACAAUUGUGAAACAGAUAAUGAAUAUUUUGAAAGAGAUGAUACAAUCCAUGCUGAUGUCAGAUUGGUCAAGAAGGUGAAGAAUGUUGAAGGUGACAUUUCGGAUACUCAAGGCUUUGGUGCCUUGGGUAGUUCUACUAUUACUGAAGUUGAUUCUUCAAGUUCAUCUAGCAUUUUGGGAAAAGUUGCACCAAUGGGUUUACAAUCAAGCCCAUCCCCUGCCCUUAAAAACAUCGCAUACGUGUGGUCUCUUAUACUUGACAAUCCUUGGCAAAGGCUGAAGUCGGAGAUCAAAGAGGGAUUUGAACAAAUAUCCACAGAAAUAGUCGACGAGAUGGGUGAAGUAAAUACUUCAGGCAUAGAGAAAAUGAUUCCUGUAGUCCUUGACUCGGUACAUUUUAAAGGCGGCACUCUUAUGCUGCUUGCAUAUGGUGAUGCAGAACCAAGAGAAAUGGAAGUUUCCAGUGGGCAUGUGAAGUUCCAGAAUCACUACGGGCGUGUACAUGUGCAGCUUAGUGGAAAUUGUAAGACGUGGAGAUCAGAUUUUAUGUCGGAAGACGGUGGAUGGUUGUCAACUGAUGUUUACGUUGAUAUCAUUGAACAGAAAUGGCAUGCCAAUUUGAAAAUUGCAAAUCUCUUUGUUCCACUUUUUGAGCGGAUAUUAGACCUUCCGAUUUCAUGGUCUAAAGGAAGAGCUAGUGGCGAGAUUCACAUAUGCAUGUCAAGAGGAGAAAGCUUGCCUAAUCUUCAUGGACAACUUGAUGUGACAGGGUUGGCCUUUCACAUAUAUGAUGCUCCAUCAGCAUUUUCUGAUGUUUAUGCAAGCUUGUUUUUCCGAGCCCAGCGGAUAUUUUUGCAUAAUGCCAGGGGAUGGUUUGGUGAUAUUCCUUUAGAAGCAUCUGGGGAUUUCGGCAUUGAUCCAGAGCAAGGAGAAUAUCAUGUAAUGUGUCAGGUUCCAUCAGUAGAAGUAAAUGGUUUGAUGAAAACAUUCAAGAUGAAGCCACUGUUGUUUCCACUGGCAGGAUCAGUAACAUCUGUGUUCAACUGUCAAGGCCCCUUGGAUGCUCCUGUUUUUGUUGGGAGUGCAUUGGUCUCGAGGAAAAUUAUUCAUUUAUCUGCUGAUUCUGCCCAAUCAGCUGCAUAUGAGGCAAUGGUGAUUAAUAAAGAGGCUGGAGCAGUUGCAGCUAUUGAUCAUGUUCCACUUUCCUAUGUUUCUGCCAAUUUUACCUUUAACACUGAUAAUUGUGUCGCUGAUCUGUAUGGCAUCAGAGCUACACUUGUUGAUGGUGGCGAGAUUCGUGGAGCCGGGAAUGCAUGGAUUUGUCCCGAGGGUGGGGUUGAUGAGACAGCAAUGGAUAUCAACUUUUCAGGAAACUUGUGCUUUGACAAAAUUGUGCAUCGCUAUAUACCUGGUUACCUCCAAACUAUGCCAUUUAAGUUAGGGGAUCUGAAUGGAGAAACAAAAGUUUCUGGCUCAUUGUUAAGACCGAGAUUUGAUAUCAAAUGGAUUGCUCCGAAAGCGGAGGGGUCACUUUCCGACGCCCGUGGAGAUGUGAUUAUCUCACACGAUCACAUUUGUGUUAGUUCUUCAUCUGCUGCUUUUGAGUUGUACACAAGAGUGCUAACAUCAUAUCCUGAUGAAAACCAGUUAUGCUGGACAAAGAAAGUGGUUAACAUGCCUUUCUCUGUCGAAGGAGUUGAACUAGAUCUACGGAUGCGCAAUUUUGAAUUUUGCAACUUGGUUUCUUCCUAUACAUUUGAUUCUUUGAGGCCCAUUCAUUUGAAAGCAACUGGAAAAAUUAAGUUUCAAGGGAAGAUCAACAAGAAUUCCCACAGCCAAGUUUCGCAGUCUGAUACAAACUCAGAAAUGAUACCAAAGGAAGGUGAUGAUAAUGAAAAAAGUAUUUCUGGUGAUAUUUCAAUCUCAGGUCUAAAACUCAAUCAAUUGAUGUUGGCUCCUCAACUUGCUGGAGUGCUCAAUAUAACAUCUAAGGGUAUGAAGUUGGAUGCUACUGGCCGGCCAGAUGAAAGUCUUGCGGUUGAAAUUGUAGGACCUUUGCAAUCUACUUCUGAAGACAACCUUGCGGGAAAAUUGCUCUCUUUUUCUUUGCAGAAAGGUCACCUGAAAGCUAAUGCCUGCUAUCGACCACUGCACUCAACUACCUUAGAGGUUCGCCAUCUGCCACUGGAUGAGCUGGAGCUAGCAUCACUCCGUGGAGCAAUUUCAAGAGCCGAGCUGCAGUUAAAUUUUCAAAAACGAAGGGGACAUGGUGUAUUAUCUGUUCUUCGCCCAAAAUUCAGUGGUGUGUUGGGUGAAGCUCUAGAUGUGGCUGCCAGAUGGAGUGGGGAUGUGAUCACAGUUGAACAAGCAAUCUUGGAGCAGAGCAAUAGCAAAUAUGAACUACAAGGGGAGUAUGUAUUGCCUGGUUCCCGCGACCGAAACCCGGCUGGAAAAGAAAAAGGCAGCCUGUUUCAGAAAGUAAUGACUGGUCAUCUUGGGAGUAUGAUCUCUUCUAUGGGUAGAUGGAGAAUGAGAUUAGAGGUCCCUAAUGCUGAGAUUGCUGAGAUGCUUCCGCUUGCUAGGCUUCUUUCUCGAAGUUCAGAUCCUGCUGUUCAAUCUAGAUCGAAGGAUCUUUUCAUACAAAGUUUGCAAUCAGUUGGAAUGUGUGCCGAAAAUCUUAAAAAGCUGCUCGAGGAAUUUCAUGGUCAUUGUGCCACAUCGUAUGAAGUUGUACUGGACGAUUUUGACCUUCCCGGUUUAGCUGAACUUAAAGGUCGCUGGCGUGGUUCUUUGGAUGCAAGCGGGGGAGGCAAUGGGGAUACAAUGGCGGAUUUUGACUUUCAUGGAGAGGAAUGGGAGUGGGGAACAUAUAAUACCCAGCGUAUUCUAGCAGCUGGUAUGUACAGCAACACUGAUGGUUUGCGUCUUGAGAAAAUCUUCAUCCAGAGGGACAAUGCCACGGUUCAUGCAGAUGGAACGCUAUUGGGCCCAAAGACAAAUUUGCAUUUUGCUGUUCUAAAUUUUCCUGUCAGCUUGCUUCCAACUUUUCUUCAGGUUAUCGAGAAUUCAGCUACCGAAGCUGUUCAAUCUCUUAGGCAGUUAUUAGCACCGAUCAGGGGCAUCCUUCACAUGGAAGGUGAUCUUAAAGGCAAUCUUGCAAAACCAGAAUGUGAUGUCCAAGUAAGGCUCCUGGAUGGGGCAGUUGGGGGAAUCGAACUUGGGAGGGCUGAAGUUGUUGCAUCUUUAACCCCAACCACCCGCUUCCUAUUUAAUGCUAAAUUUGAACCCAUUGUUCAAAAUGGCCAUGUACAUAUUCAAGGAAGCGUUCCUUUAUCACUUGUUCAGAGCAAUAUGCUGGAGGAAGAAAGUGCAGAAAGGGAUAGGAAUGAAGCCUCAUGGAUGCGAGAUUGGGACAAGGAGAGAAAUAAAGCAUCCGGUGAUGAGCCGAAUGAUCGAAAGGGAUCCAGAGAUAAAAGUCAAGAAGUUUGGGAUACGCAAUUGGCAGAAAGCCUCAGAGGUUUAAACUGGAACUUGCUGGAUGCAGGAGAAGUUAGGAUAGAUGCUGAUAUCAAAGAUGGUGGCAUGAUGUUGCUUACAGCUUUAUCUCCUUAUGCUAAUUGGCUCCAUGGCAAUGCUGAAGUUAUGCUUCAGGUAAGAGGCACAGUAGAACAACCAUUACUGGAUGGCUCUGCCUAUUUUCACAGGGCAACUGUGUCUUCACCUGUGCUUCGGAAACCAGUCACCAAUUUUGGAGGAACAGUGCUUGUAAAUUCAAAUAGACUGCGAAUUCACUCAUUGGAGGGUAAAGUUAGCAGAAAGGGAAAAUUGUCACUAAAAGGGAAUCUUCCGUUACGUACAAGUGAAGCAUCUAUCGGUGAUGGACUUGACCUAAAAUGUGAGGUUCUGGAAGUGCGUGCUAGGAAUGUCUUGAGUGGUCAGGUGGACUCUCAGUUGCAAAUUUCUGGGUCAAUUAUGCAACCAAACAUAUCUGGAAAGAUAAAGAUAAGCCAAGGAGAAGUUUAUCUGCCACAUGACAAGGGUAGUGGAACUGCACCGUUCAUUAAUGAUAUAAUAAAUGAACCAAGGCCUCCAGCUGGUGCAUAUGGUCGCAUGGUUGCUACAAAAUAUGUCUCACGUUUUCUCAACCUAAUACCAGCAUCGUUAAAUAGCCCUUUCCAGCUUUCACCUGCUGAACAUGAUGAAGCUGAAAAGGAGAUGGUGCAGGUAAAUGGUAAGCCGAAGCUAGAUAUUCGCCUUUCGGAGUUGAGGAUUGCUCUUGGGCCUGAGUUGAGGAUAGUUUAUCCUUUGAUAGUUAAUUUUGCUAUUAGUGGAGAGCUUGAAUUAAAUGGUCCAGCUCAUCCAAAAUGGAUUAAACCAAAAGGAGCUUUAACAUUUGAGAAUGGUGAUGUGAAUCUUGUCGCGACUCAGGUGAGGCUUAAGAGAGAGCAUCUUAACGUAGCAAAAUUUGAGCCUGACAAUGGACUUGAUCCUGCGUUGGAUCUAGCCCUGGUAGGAUCAGAGUGGCAGUUUAGAAUUCAAAGUCGAGCUAGCAAGUGGCAGGAAAAACUGGUAGUGACUUCAACACGUUCAGUGGAGCAAGAUCUCCUUUCAACAACUGAGGCUGCUAGAGUCUUUGAGAGUCAAUUAGCUGAAUCAAUAUUGGAAGGUGACGGCCAGCUUGCUUUUAAGAAGCUUGCUACUGCAACGCUCGAGACAUUAAUGCCAAGGAUAGAGGGCAAGGGAGAAUUUGGACAUGCACGGUGGAGGCUGGUGUACUCUCCUCAGAUUCCCAGCCUGCUCUCAGUUGACCCCACAGUCGAUCCUCUUAGGUCUCUAGCUAGCAACAUCUCGUUUGGAACGGAAGUUGAAAUUCAGCUGGGAAAGCGUCUUCAGGCUUCUGUUGUAAGGCAGAUGAAGGAUUCGGAGAUGGCUAUGCAGUGGACGUUGAUCUACCAGCUGACAAGCCGUCUACGGGUACUGCUACAGUCGGCUCCAUCCAAACGUCUUCUGUUUGAAUAUUCUACAACUUCACAGGACUAGGAUAAUACUCCAUUAUACCAUGAAAAUUAAGUAGAAUUUAGCUAGGUAGGGGAAGUAGGCCUUCAGCUCCAAAGCUGAAGAUUGUUCAUGUUUAGUUUUAUUCUUUGACAGUGUAUAUUCAUUUCUUGUAAAUAUUGGUUCUUUGCUCAAAUGAAAGCUGUAAAGGAGAGCAUAUGGUUGAAAGGGAUUGUGGCUGGUUUCAGUAUCAA